ACAUUUCUUCUCAACUUGAACGGGGGCACCUCCAGUUUCAGUGUUUUUUUUUCUCCCAAAAUGAUCCUUUAUUUUAACAUAACGGUGUUUGGUAGCUUGUUGACGUCAGCGUCCCAGCAAGAGUCCCCCUUUUUUUGUGGAGCAGUCUGUGGAAAAAAAAAUCAACCAGGAUGCUUUUCACUCUCUGGCCGGACUGCUGCACACACCGCACGGACACUCUGUACAGGAGGCUCGACCACUUGUAAAAGGUGUAAUAGCGGGAUAUGUUUGGAAGAGCGGCGGUGUUAAAGAGGGCCUACGAUGAAAACGUGGACUCCGGAGCUGAGACUGCCGAAUCUGACUGCAGCAGGAUGUCAUCCUCUGGCAUUGCGCUCAUGACCACUCGGGUCAGGCAGCAGAAGCAGCAGCUCCUGCUAAUGAACUUGCAUCUGCUGGCCAACCCUGGAGACUCACUGCUGCUGCAGCACACCCUUGAUCGCCUCCUCCGCUGGCUCUGCCCAACACUCCGCAUCUUCCAUGUGUCAGAGAGGGCCUCCCCAUUCAGAAGUUACACCCGCCUCUGUCCUGUGGCAGGCUACCCUUCUCUGGCCAUCACCUUCUUCCUCCAUGAGGCGUAUGGAGAGGAGCGAAUCCUCAAAGUGCUGGACUUCUUCCAGCGUCCGCCCUGGCAGUACCAUCAUACUGAGAGCUGCGGGAGCCGAACUGGAGGGAUCCACAUUACCUCCAGCAGCUCACCUGCCAAUGCCCUGAUGCGACCGUACCUCCUGCCCAGCAGAGACUUCUAUAGUUUGGGUGCAGGCAUGCCUGUGUGGGGGGUUCGACCGGUGCACUGCGGAGGAGAAAUACUACGUGUAACAAUGUACAGUGUAUAUGACAAUUACGAGGAUAGCGUGCGGCUCUAUGAGACAGUGCUGCAGAGACAGGCAGAGGAGCAGAAGACAGGCUUCUGCUGGUUCACUCUCCACACAGAGCCCGGACUGUGCCUGCAGCUGGCUUUAAAGCAGCUGUCACCAGGGGUUCGGGUGGAGCCAUGCAGCUCUGCCGUGCUGCAGUUUAGUGUGGAAGAAAUUGGCCAGCUCGUCCCUCUCUUGCCCAACCCCUGUACCCCCAUCAGCACCACACGCUGGCAGACAGAAGACCUGGAUGGCAACAAGGUUCUCUUCCAGGUGAAAACCCCAGCUCAACCUCAGCGACCUCUGACCUGCGCUUUCCCCCUGACAUGCCCCAGCGUGUCCCCUCGAGGAAUGCAGCUCAGGAGCUCAGGACAGGGCCACAGCCUGUCACCCUGCAGCUUCACAAUGCCCCUGCCUUGGCAAACUCACAGGCAAAGCCACAGACCGCGCAGUGACCCUGUCCUGGAGAAGCUUUAUGGAGGAGGUGGUGGAGCAGAGAGUCUGGGAUCAGGAAGCUGCUGCAGCACCCCUCCAGGCAGCUCCUGUUACUCAUCCCAGCGCAGCAGCCCUGCUCUGCCCUCAACCACCAAUCACCCUGACUCUCCUCUGCGCCCCUCCAUCACCCGUUCUCUCUCCCAUCUCCUUCUGGAGGAGGAGGAGGAGGAAGCAGAGACCAACGUAGACACGGGAGUGCCCAUCUCACCUCGCUCUGACAAAGCAGUCAAAACAAUUGCUCGCUCUUCCUCCAUGGACCUUUUGAUGACUCUCUGCUCUGAGAGACCUGCAGCUGUUGGGGCUUCAGCUGGUGAGGGACUGGCCAACGAGCUGAUUGAAUGUCUGCCACAGACAAGCACACACCCUCAGGGCCCCUCCAAGACAUGGGGCUCCGCUGGUUCUGCUGAUACAACCAGGAAGGGCUGUGGCAGCAGGAUUGUGGCAGCAGGACAAAGUCCCUCCAAAGGGACCGUGGUGGAGAACAGAACUACUGCUGAGUUGCUGUCAGCACGCACAAACAAAGAGGAGCCAGUCGAUGAGUUCUUCAUCUAAAUCGCUGCCACUGCGUCAUGCUGUGGUAAUGAUCACAAGAGGAGAAACCCUUUAAGAGGAUGAUCUGAAGUCAUGCAGGAGGACACAGGUGUGUAGUCUGACAAAGGGGCAGUGCUCUGGGAUACAGAAGAAGCCAAAGUUCAGCUGCAGGUGAGACUCAGAAGUAAAUUGGUGUCUGUAUUUCCACAAUAUACAGUACCCACCUGCCAAGAGAAUGGUUCAAGAUGAGGCAGUGCAGGUAAUAAUAAUAAUAUUUUGAAGGUUUCAAUUACAUUGCAUUUAGAUCCGUCCAACUAAUGAUUCGUGCAGCUAUUGUGCUAUAAUAUAGACCUAUAAAAAGCAAAACAUGAAGGAAACGCUCUGUAUUAAGCGUUACUGUCAGGGUACUAGUGCCACUCUGGGUUUCUGUAUGUUGUAUGUGUGGGUUUAAUUGCCUUUGAAAGAGAAAAAAGAUGAUCUCCGUGUGAAGUUGCUCUCUGAUGUCACUGAUUUCGUCCAGUUGCUCUCUACAGUGCAGCGCUGUCAGUCUGUGUUACAGGUAUGAAACCUUCACAUAAUAAAAGUAUAGCCUAGUGGCUUUUGAUUACAUUUGUUUAAAUGCACUUGAAAGGAUCCUUGUUUAACACAUUUUAAAUUUGUGUGUUAAAAUGUAUGUAAGUGGUGGACUAGACCGGGCCAAAUUACUGCAUUGAAGAGGACUGAAAUUUGUCACAUAAUUCUUUUUUUUCUUCAGAUAGCCUAAACCAGAUGUUCUAAAUAACUACUUAAAGAGAUCAUUUGGGCAAAAAAGAUUGUGUGUAAUAUAUAUAUAUAUAUAUAUAUAUAUAUAUAUAUAUUUAAUAAUAAUGUAGUCAUUAGUAUGUAAGGUGUUUCAAACAACCCAAAUGGGUCCUGAGACCUCAGAAAUGUUAAUUACUGUAAGUAAUGCCACAGUAAGCUGAGGGAUCAGCAGACAGAUUAACUUAGGUGAAAAUUUAGCAAGUUCACCAUAUAUUGGACUUAGCAGUUAGAGAUGUUAGUCAAAUCCACAACAUUUUUGCACUGUGCUCAUGAUUUAAUUUUAGUUACAGACUGAUACAAAUCUAUAUUUUUAUUAUGUGAGGGCAGUGAAAGGACACUGUCUUCCGCUCUGCUGACAUUCUCCAUCAGCAGUACAUUUUGUAAAGUCGCCAAAAGUUAAUGAGCAAACUCAUGCAACACCAUCCAGUAGACUAAAACAUACAGUUAUGGCGAUGGACCUUCUAAAUUUAACCCACUAACAGAUAAACCUGAAAUCUGUAUUCACUUGUGGUUCUUUAUGGCCAGUAUUUGAUAAAAUGUAUAUGAUUUAAGGUUAUGAGCGGCUCCUGUUGGGCUGCUCACUGGCUGACAGGACAAUGUGGGUUUGCAGGGCAGCUCAGAGGUGUGAAUGUGUUUAACUGUUUACUGUAAAUGGGCGUUACUGGAAAAAAAAAAAAAAAGCUCAGUCAGAGAGCGUCAACUGUGAGGCUCCUUAGAAAUGUCUUAAUAAAAGUAUUAAAAUAUACAUGAAUAAAACAGAUUUCUGUUGUGGUCAGAUUAUACCGGCUA
Molecule: messenger RNA, 3509 nt
Organism: Micropterus dolomieu (smallmouth bass)
Lineage: Eukaryota; Metazoa; Chordata; Actinopteri; Centrarchiformes; Centrarchidae
Product: protein FAM124B
Exons: 7
Coding region: 264-1940 (558 amino acids)
Cellular component (GO): nucleoplasm
Source: RefSeq, a predicted model, not a curated record